CUGAUUGUUCGAUAGGUGAAGGAAAACGCGAUUGCCAUUCAGGAUUCUCUUGUAGCUCUGAUAACGAUUGCAUAUUUAAGCUAUGCGAAAAUUUCGUCUGUGUGCGCAAGUUGUCUCGCGGCUGCGUAGUAGGAGGCAAGAAGAAUAAUUGUAGACUGGGUGAUCCCUGUGUGUCUAGUGAUGACUGCCAAACGCCUGGUUGUGCAGAAAAUGAUAGUGGAACUACUGUUUGCGUCUGA
Funneliformis mosseae is the source of this 239-nucleotide messenger RNA. Lineage: Eukaryota; Fungi; Glomeromycota; Glomeromycetes; Glomerales; Glomeraceae. The record is from the annotation of a GenBank genome assembly.